Messenger RNA from Zea mays, 3919 nucleotides. RefSeq lists its product as uncharacterized. The transcript has 3 exons. Bases 2575 to 3759 code for a protein of 394 amino acids. The record is from RefSeq and is a predicted model, not a curated record. NCBI's taxonomy places the organism in Eukaryota, Viridiplantae, Streptophyta, Magnoliopsida, Poales, Poaceae.
AGCUCAGUCAUGUGUGCGCCGACACCUGGGCCCCGCUAUGCAGCUACACACUCACGCCUCCGUGAAUGACUGGUGGGGUCGCCUCGUCAGCAUCUACCUCACACCAAAACAAACUCAUCCCUGAAUCCCGCAAACACCAUAGCAGAUCUCCGUGUUGCUCGCGUCCAUUGGAUGCGCUCGGGUUGCUGGGGUUCGACCUCCCUAUAAAGCAAGGCACCGUGAUUUCCCCUAGCAUCCCACCUAGCCGGGACCUGAGAACGAAGAGAGAGCGAGGAGGAUCCGCCGCGAGCUCCUCUGCAUCUCACCGGUAAUCAGCCAAUCAUUGAGGCCAAGAAGGGGGGUUCGCUAGGGAGUGCACGGACACUGGAUCAAGGAAGACAAACAGAAGAUUCAAUAAUUUCUAGCCGAACUUGGGUUUCGUCACCGGUCCGUCCCGCGGCAUGGCGAAAUCGCCGCCGCGGCCAUCUCAUGUGCACACCGCUGCGCCACCCAUGGAGAGCUACUAGGGAUCUUUGCCAUUGGUUCUGGGUCCUGCGGCUACCUUUCUGGGGUCGAAUGGGACCUCGAGUGGUGGAUGAUUGCUCGCCGGAAUCCUAGGGGUAUCACCGGCCGCACCACGCCGUUGCCAGGCUUCCCCACGUCUACGCCACAGGUGAGUUUUCCGUCAAGCAAUUUGCCUCAGUUCUUAGGACCUGUAGCAUAGUUCGGAUUGUCGUUUGGGGCUUGGGGCAUCUAGACGCGUAAGUCCGGUGAGGUGCGCCACCGUAGAGGUCGGCGACGCCGCCUCAGGCCAUCGGGGUCGAGGGGGAUGGCUCCUGGUCGUCGACCCAUAAAUGGAGGGCUCGGAUUAGAGCAUCGCAUACCCUUUCAUUUAAUUUAGUCGGAGCCAUUGAGAUCGGAAUGAAUGUAUACGAUUUGGUUAAGGCGUGAGCAACUACCAGACGUGGAUCGCGGAUCAGUCGGCUAGUAGUGUGCACUGGUUCAAUAGAUAGGCUUUUAAUCUCGGUCGCAGAUCAUGAUCCAACAACUGAGAUAAAUCCGUACCCCUUUACGUGGCAAACUUCAUAAAAAAGCUCUUGGAAAAUUCCUAUAUAAUGGAGCGUGACGCAAAGCGGCAUGACCAGGUGAUCCACGUCACCUGAAUUUCUAUCGCCCGUCCGAUUUGAAACACACGACCACAUAUCCUCCGUACGCAGCCACACUCCAGCCAAAACGAUGGGAACUUUCCAGAAACAGAUCGAAGUACUACAAGCCUGUUUGGUUUCCUACCUAAGGCGCCACAAUCUGUCUAACCUUAGUCGCUCGAAUUGAAGAACUAAGGUUAGGCAGAAAAGGUUAGGCAUGCUGUGGCGUCUUAGGUAGCAAACCAAACAACCCCUACAUCUUCCUCUUCAUUUGUUGGCAUCUCACUUCACGUGCACUUCCCCGCCUCCCCUACGCCAUCUUCGCACCAUGCCUCCUGCCUCUCGCGCCCGCACAACGAGCCUCGAGGUCUCUCCGUCGCCAUCCCCGUCCUAGGCCCCACUUUCUCGGCGGCGUUGCGAUUCCACCAGACGUUAGGGCGAGGUGGCGCGGUUCGUGUGACAACGGGGCUCACCGCUUGCGGCCUCGUGGGUGCUCGGCGAUGCGCCAAUGUGCCAUGACGACCGGUCGGCUGGAGCACGGGGCCGUGGGACGCUGGGCGGCUGCCGUAUGAGUGCUAGGGUGUCGGCUGGGUCUAGGAGCUGGCCGGUGGGCGGCUGCGGCUCAGCCAUUGAGGUGAAGAUAUUGUCUUCCAUAUUAAAUUCAAAUCCGAUUUCGCAAGCAACCAUCCCUAUACCUCAUCAUGUUAAACUUCGAUUCCACAUCAGAUUCAAUUAUCCCUACGGCCUACAUGGGGCUAUAUCCAUUCAGAAUGUCUGUCGCAACCGUCCCUACACCUCUUUAUUAUUUACUUUAGGGAUGAGUUUGCUAGCCGCAUAGACUUUCCAUAUUGAAUAUGCCUAUUUUUCUUUUGCUUCUUAUUAGUUCGGAGACUACAGUCCUGUUGAUCCUCUUGCUAAAAAAAAUAGCUCAUCUUAGGCUAUGCGUAAUAAGGAUUAAUGGGUUAUAACGACUAAUUAACCGCUAUUAGCUCUUAGAGCAGCUCCAACAGACAGGUUAAAAAUCAUUCGCUCGGCAAAAAAAACAUAAAUCCCGUGGAAACCGAAUCCAACAGCUCUUCUUCAACCUCGCUUUCGCCAUCUCGCUCGGCAUCGCCCUCCGUCGCUAGCCAAUAUUGCCGAGCUGCUGUGUCUCGCCAAAUCGCAAUAUCCCGCCCCCGCGCUCUCCCAGCGAUUCCGUUCCCGCGCCCUCUCGCACGAUCUCCCGCCCUCCCGCCCUCUCUGUACCGCCCCCGCGCUCUCCCAGACUGGCCAGCCAUCCCGUUCUCGCGCCCUCCCGCCCUCCCUGUACCGCCGCCGCGCUUUCCCGCCCAUGCGCACUGCAGCUGUCCGCGACCUGUAGCUCCCCCGCGCUUUGCCGCCCAUGCGCGCUGCACCCAUCCGCGAUAGUGCAGGUCGCGCCGCCGCUAUCUUCAAUUGACCAGUCGAUGCCAUGUUCCGGCCACCGCGGCCUCGUGCAAUGGAGACAACACAAACUGGGAUGUGCACCGGAUCUGUAGACAACGUCCAUGUUUCCCAGUUUCUCCAACAAAGGCUGGAACAAGAGACAAGUCACCUAGAGGGAGAAUUUGAUGAAUCCACUGUCGGAUCGUUGCAUCAUCGGGUGGUUCCUGUAACAAUUGAGGAUCAGCUGGCAGAGGAUGUGCCAAAUGGUACUCAAUUUGAUGGUACCAUGGAUUCUGGGUAUUACACAAAUCUCCUAGUUAAUGGUAUUGAAGAAUCUCAAGCAACUCGUGGUGAUGUAAGAAUACAGCAUGGUCGUGCAACAGCCAAGAGUUCUCAGGGUAGAAGCAAAAAUUUUAGAGAUGAGGAGGACAUUCUUCUUGUGUCAGCUUGGCUGAAUGUGGGCAUGGAUCCUAUUCAAGGAGUUGAUCAAACACAUGGCACACUAUGGAGAAGGAUACAUGAAUAUUUCAAUGCAAACAAGAAGUUUGACUCAAAUCGUUCUGAAGUAUCUUUAAUGAAUCGUUGGUCCGGUAUACAACAUGAUGUGAAUCUGUUUUGUGGAUGUCUGUCUAGGGUUGAGGCUAGGAAUCAUAGUGGUUGGUCAAUUGAUGACAAGAUCGCAAAUGCAUGUGUAAUGUUCAAGGCCGAAGACCCCAAGGAUAAGAAGUUUUCAUACCUGCAUUGCUGGAAAAUCUUGAAGGACAAGCCCAAGUGGAUGGAUAGGCGGAAGGAAAUUGGAAGUGCAAAAAAAUCAGCCACUAAGAAACAGAAGACAACGACAAAUUCUUCUCCAGCAUCAAUUGCAAAUGCAAUUGUCGUAGAUGCCCCUCUUGGGGGUGCUGAUCAUGAUGAACCAUCAUGCAGACCCGACGGUAAGAAGAAGGAGAAACAAAAGCUACGACAACGUACGUCCAUGGAAGUUGUAGACUAUCUAAUUGCAAAGAAGAAAGAUUCUGACCUUGAAAAGGACUUGAAGAAAGAGGAGAGGUGCAAUAAAGCCUUUGCUCUACAAGAAGAAAGGAUGAAAUUGGACAAAGAAAAGUUUGCGUUCCAAAGACAGCUCGAAGAAGACAGAAUAAUUGGUUUGGACCUUAGCACCAUGAACUAUAAACAACGGCAGUAUUAUGAAGAUCGUCAGAACGAGAUUCUUGCAAGACGUUUCAAUAUCUAGAAUUUUCUAGUUUUAGUUAAGUAUGCUUUGUCAACAAACUUGUUUUAGUUCAACAUUUCAUCUAAGUACCAUCUUGUUCAAGUUUCAGUUUGUAAUGGUUUAAAGGUCAUGAAUCAACUUCCAUAAGCAUGUAAUAAAUUAAUGGCUUCAUAGUCCAAGA